Messenger RNA from Penicillium diatomitis, 231 nucleotides. RefSeq lists its product as uncharacterized. The transcript is spliced from 2 exons. The record is from RefSeq and is a predicted model, not a curated record. Bases 1 to 231 code for a protein of 76 amino acids. NCBI's taxonomy places the organism in Eukaryota, Fungi, Ascomycota, Eurotiomycetes, Eurotiales, Aspergillaceae.
AUGUGGGCUAUGAAGAAUGUGGGCACGAUCGAAAUGAUGGGACCGAAGGCUUGGGAUCGCACUGCGUGUGAUGAGAUUGUUGUGGUGGGCUUGACGUUGUACUAUGGCUGGCUUAUGUGUAAGAAGAAGAAGAAGGACAAGUCGGGCAAGCAGGGCAAAACGUGCUAUGAGGAGGUGGGAGAGGUGGGAGAUGCAGUGGGUAUUCUCAACGACCUUGGCCUCAUUGGGUGA